This is a messenger RNA of Ciona intestinalis (vase tunicate), 1422 nucleotides long. The record is from RefSeq and is a predicted model, not a curated record. NCBI's taxonomy places the organism in Eukaryota, Metazoa, Chordata, Ascidiacea, Phlebobranchia, Cionidae.
ACUUUAAAUUGUUUAUUUUAGCACUUUUAGAUUGUUUUGACAGUCUUUACUUUUAGAAUAAUUAUUUGUCAAAAUAUUUAAAGCCCUUUUACAAUGGAAUGCACAAUCAAUGACGGAAGUACUUUACAACCAGCACCAAAGGUUUUAAAAUGUGAAGAAUCAGCUCUAACAGUGAAUGGUGCUGGUGAUGAUGCAGCAAAACUUGUUGGUAAAAUCCCUCCUGAAAAGAUGACAUCGAAGGAUUAUUACUUUGAUUCUUAUGCUCACUUUGGCAUCCACGAGGAGAUGCUGAAGGACGAAGUGCGCACAUUGACUUAUCGCAACUCCAUCUACCACAACAAACAUCUGUUUCGUGGGAAAGUUGUUCUCGAUGUAGGAUGUGGUACUGGUGUUUUAUCCAUGUUCGCUGCCAAGGCAGGAGCAGCCAAGGUUAUCGGCAUUGAAUGCUCAAGCAUUGUGGAUUAUGCAAAGAAAAUUGUGGAAGCGAAUAAACUUGACCAUAUUGUAACUUUGAUCAAGGGCAAAGUUGAAGAAGUUGUUCUUCCUGUUGAAAAAGUUGACAUCAUACUAAGUGAGUGGAUGGGAUAUUGUCUCUUCUAUGAAUCCAUGCUUAACACUGUGUUGUAUGCACGAGACAAGUGGCUGGCAGCUGAUGGUUUAAUUUUCCCUGACAAAGCAAGUUUGUAUGUUACUGCAAUUGAGGAUAGGCAAUACAAGGAUGACAAGAUAAAUUGGUGGGACAACGUGUACGGCUUCGAUAUGAGCUGCAUAAGAGAUGUUGCGAUAUCAGAACCUCUUGUUGACGUGGUUGAACCAAAACAAGUCAUGGCUUCCGCUUGUCUUGUAAAGGAGGUUGAUCUGUACACAGUAAAAGAUGGAGAUUUGGAAUUCAGUGCUCCCUAUCAUCUCCGUGUGGCUCGUAAUGAUUACAUGCAAGCUCUUGUCUCCUUCUUUAGUGUUGAGUUCACAAAAUGUCAUAAACGAACUGGGUUUACCACAGCACCUGAAGCACCGUACACUCACUGGAAGCAAACAGUCUUCUAUCUGCGUGAUUAUGUGACUGCAAAGAAAGGAGAGGAAAUCACAGGAGUGUUUGGGAUGAAACCAAACGAUCGUAACAAGAGAGAUCUUGACAUCACCAUUGACAUCAACUUCAAGGGAGAACUUUGUCAAUUGAACGAAUCAAACGUUUACCAGAUGCGCUGAGAAUAUUAUAAGGCCACACAACCAUUACAACUGCCAUAACCCCCCACCCCAACCUAAUGCGAGAACAUGCAUCGAGUAUUUGAUGAUCUCUGACUAUUCAUGCUUCUUUCUCUUAUCUGUACAUGACAGUUUGGAUAUAUUGUCCAACUGCGAAUCGUGAAUUCAUGAUUUGUCGCUCCACGUUUCGCUUAAAAUAAAAUCAACUUUUGCUAAAAA